AUGCGUCAAAAAUGUAGCAAUAUGUUACUCGGUAUAACAUGUGCUAUGUGCAUAUGUAUUGCAUUGUUGGUAUUUAUUGUCGCUCUGAUAUACUUGAGUAUUUUCGUCAUCAUUGGACAGUCGGAGCAAACUGUUACUGGCUGCUCUAGGAUGGAUCAAAUCCGAGGAAUGAAAUGUGCGCCGAAAAUCGAAGAACUUUCCUUGAAUUUUGAAAAGCUCGACCAAGGAUACUCUAACCCGGACCGCUUCAAAAAUAUUUCUGAAACUUGUGUAUUUGCUUUGGAAUGCAUCGAGCCCAUCAAAUGCAAGACGAUAAGUCUCGAAUACAAGUUUGUGAAGUUGUCAUGUGCAGUUUUCGAUCAAGCCGCGAAUAAGUAUAAUGGUUGUUUGAAAAAGCUUCAAAACCGAUUUUACCUUGGUUACGCUCCAUGUCUCCGUCCACUUCUCAGCACAGAAGAACUCGAGAAUUUCGAGGUGUGCAAAAUGUACGAGAUGUAUCGGGAUUGUCUGCGAGUUGAAGUCAAAGAAAAUUGCGGUUCCGAGAUGAUGGUUCAGGAUUUGAUCGGGGAUAUCAUGGAGCUGCAUGAAUGCUUUUAA
Caenorhabditis remanei is the source of this 597-nucleotide messenger RNA. RefSeq lists its product as uncharacterized. Bases 1 to 597 code for a protein of 198 amino acids. NCBI's taxonomy places the organism in Eukaryota, Metazoa, Nematoda, Chromadorea, Rhabditida, Rhabditidae. The transcript is spliced from 4 exons. The record is from RefSeq and is a predicted model, not a curated record.